AUGCACACAUUACAGUCCACCGGAGACACCAGCCCCUGUUGUUGUGGGUGGCCUUGGGUUAAUAUAGACAUCGUCCGCAUUGUGUUACUGGGAUUAGUGCUAGUCCUGUACAUGUUUUUUGGGGCUGCUGUCUUCUCUGCCUUGGAGAGACCAUCAGAGCUUGAAGCACACAAGAUAUGGGAUGAGAAACUGGCUGACUUUGUGCAGAAGCACAGCGUGAGCCCGGAGGACCUACAUGUGCUGUUGAAGGACUAUGAGGAAGCCAAUAAUGCUGGAGUUUGGGUGCAAGGUCAGAGAACAUUUUGGGACUUCCCUGGAGCCUUGUGCUUUGUGGCAACUGUUAUAUCCACCAUAGGAUAUGGACUGGCAGCACCAACCACUACUGAUGGGAAGAUCUUCCUCAUUUUCUUUGGGCUGAUAGGAUGUGCAGCAGCCAUCCUCUUGUUCAACCUCUUUCUGGAACGUGUCAUCACUCUUGUAGCGUAUGUGUUGAGUAGAUGCCAUGAGCAAAAAUUGUGGAACAGCAGGCAAAGAGCUGCUACUUCUCAUCUCACCACACAACCAGGUGACACAGCAAGUGGGCAGGAGGAUUGGAAGCCUUCUGUUUACCAUGUAGCACUAAUUUUGGUGGCAGUUUGUUUUCUGGUGGCAGGUGUUGCAUCAGGACUCUACUCUGCUGUGGAAGGGUGGAGCUACCUGGAGUCGAUGUACUUCUGCUUCGUGACCUUCAGCACUAUGGGCUUCGGGGACAUGGUGAGUGGACAGCGAGAGCCCUCUGAAGCAAGCUGGUUUUACCAAAUCGCCAACAUCUUAGCAAUCUUUCUUGGUGUCUGCUGUACCUAUUCUCUCUUCAACCUCAUUGCUAUCAUGAUCAAAGCAAUGUUGAACUGGAUCUUAGGCAAGGUGCUGUGUUUGAAUUGCUGUUCAGGGACUGGUUCGAAGAAGCAACAGCCUGUUCAGCUCUGCAGCUCUUGCUUCAUGUGUCCUGAAGUUGAAGAAUCUAAUCCUCGACAGCUUCCAAUCACCCCCAGCUAUUUGAGCCAACACUGGAGCUGCCAUGUGGUAAAGCUCGGCACAGGGAAUUGCAGAUGUGCUGGUUCUGCAUUACAGACUGUGUGCCAGAGUGAGAUGCACAUCACAGAAAAAAAUGUUAUCUGUGAACACAAGGUGUCAAAGGAUAAUGUGACAGAAAAUUCGCUUCAUGUGACCAGUGGCUGUCCACUCUGUCAAUACAAUAGUCUACCUGAGGAUGGUGGCGUAGCCGUGUUAAAUAACUAUCUGCAAGAGACAGGCUUUACUAGCUAA
Messenger RNA from Pangasianodon hypophthalmus (striped catfish), 1305 nucleotides. It is a transcript of the gene kcnk20, whose product is annotated as potassium channel subfamily K member 13. The record is from RefSeq and is a predicted model, not a curated record. Gene Ontology annotation, biological process: potassium ion transmembrane transport; stabilization of membrane potential. Gene Ontology annotation, molecular function: potassium ion leak channel activity. NCBI's taxonomy places the organism in Eukaryota, Metazoa, Chordata, Actinopteri, Siluriformes, Pangasiidae. Gene Ontology annotation, cellular component: membrane.